AUGUCGAACGACACGCGCACAAGGUUGAGUAUCCUCAUCUUCACAGUUGUUCUUCCUUCUAUGCCGAACUCCAGGUGCAUAGGGUCGCGUACCCUCCCCCCAUCCACUACUUCCACAUUAAGCCAAUUGUUCGAUAGACACGGUCCAAGUACCCUUCUUCCAAGCACCCCCUGGGUUAGAGACUUGGGAAACUAUGGGACUAUCAUCAACAAACAUGAAGAAUUGGCUAAAAUCUCUAUGACAAGUUCCACGUCAGAAUGCCGAAGAUACGCGCAAGUCCCCAACCAAGAAGUCCCUUCUUAA
Prunus armeniaca (apricot) is the source of this 303-nucleotide messenger RNA. NCBI's taxonomy places the organism in Eukaryota, Viridiplantae, Streptophyta, Magnoliopsida, Rosales, Rosaceae. The record is from the annotation of a GenBank genome assembly.